This is a messenger RNA of Closterium sp. NIES-67, 685 nucleotides long. NCBI's taxonomy places the organism in Eukaryota, Viridiplantae, Streptophyta, Zygnematophyceae, Desmidiales, Closteriaceae. The record is from the annotation of a GenBank genome assembly.
GCUUUAAUCAUUGUGACUCUGAGGAUUGUCAACUUCUCCUAGGGCAGAUUACCCCCCAGUGCGCCAAACGCCAUAGCUUGCUAGUUAAGCUACGGAAUCGAGUGAUUCAACUUUCAGAGGAAAGCUGACGCUGCAAUCUACAACAUAUCUGAUUUUCAGAUCGUUUCAUCGAUUGGAGUUUUGGAUAUAGCUUUUCGAAGGUCGCGAGUUUUCUGGGCGUCAUAACGAAGUGCUGCAUAAAUUUCCAAGGAGCCAUUGAAUCAUCUGCUUAUAGCCUUCUCUAAGCAACAAGUGGUAUCAGAGCCCAUUAUCACGCAUUUGGGACCUAAAAUACGAUGGGAGAUAAGGAGGACUCUGGUGGAGGUGAUACUUCAGUCCAAGGAGGCAGCUCAACCCAAGAUUCUGGCAUUGCAGCGCAAAGGGGAGCGCAUACAAGCCAGGGGUCACUGCUUAAGGAGGUGCUGAAGUGCUUCACCAUUGAGAAAUUCUCUGGAGAUGGCUAUGACGAUUGGGCAUGGAAGAUGCAGCUCUACUUUCGACAAAUUGGCCUCUUGAAGCUCAUGAUUGGAACGGAGCCAAGGCCAAAGGAAAUGGCAGAGCAAGUGGACUGGAUGAACGUUCAUCUGCUGGGUAUUAUCUACUGUCACAAAGCUUGGAGCUGAACCAGAGGCAUCACAUCAUGCAU